AAUCAUGAAUCAUUAAUCAUGAGUGGUUUAAUAUUUUUACUUGGUACUUUUGUUUUAACAAAUGGUCUUCCAACAUCGAAAAUAGCUGGUGGACAUGAUGCUGAUGAUGGAAAAUAUCCAUAUAUAUUUUCACUACAAUCUAACGAUGAACAUUUAUGUGCUGGUGUUAUUUUUGAUGAACAUCAUGUUAUAACAACAACAUCAUGCACAAAUAUUGAUGUUGAUUUAAGUAAAUUGAGAAUAGUUGUUGGAUCAAAUUCAUUAAGUGGUGGGCAAAAAUAUAAAACAAAUGAAUCAGCAACUCAUGCUGAUUAUGAUAACUAUUUUAGACAAUCUGAUAUUGCAAUUUUAAAAACAACAGAACCAAUACAAUUUAAUGAUAAAGUUCAACCAAUUAAUAUUACAUUUAACAAUGUUUAUGAUACAAAUGAUUAUCCAGUAAUACUUGCUGGUUGGGGAUAUACAUCUGAAAAUGGACCAACAUCUGAAAAACUUCAAGAAAUUGAUUUAAAAAUAUUAGACCGUGAAACUUGUAAGAGAAGUUUAUGGGUAUCAAAUAGCCAAAUUUGCACACUUGAAAAUGGAAAUUCUGGUCCUUGUUAUUAUGACGGAGGUAGCCCGCUAACAACUGAUGGAAUUUUCAUUGGAUUAUUAUCAUAUGGAAAACCUUGUAGUAGUGGAUCACCAAUGGUUUACACUAUUGUUCAUAAACACAUGGACUGGAUAAACUCAGCAAUUGAGUCUUUAUCAAAAAAAUAAUGAAAAUUAUUUAUCAAAUAAUGAUGCUUACAGUAAUGAUGACGAUGCGAUGACGAUGAUAACAAGUAAAAAUUUACCAAAAAUCAGGAUCAAA
Molecule: messenger RNA, 853 nt
Organism: Aphidius gifuensis
Lineage: Eukaryota; Metazoa; Arthropoda; Insecta; Hymenoptera; Braconidae
Product: chymotrypsin-1-like
Exons: 6
Coding region: 19-759 (246 amino acids)
Biological process (GO): proteolysis
Molecular function (GO): serine-type endopeptidase activity
Source: RefSeq, a predicted model, not a curated record